GGUUGAUAGUUCAAGAGAAUUAAUUACAUUGUACUUGUUGAUUGAAUUAUCAUGUGUACUACAAAAAUCUACUCCUCUAAGAAACAUUUGGAACCUUCGUUAAUGAAUGCAAUUAAACAUUUCAUUCUAAAUUUGAUAAAAUGCGUUUUCAUUCAACUUCACAGUCUAUUCGAUUGUUUAAUAAGUUAUAUAUUUGAUUUUUAUUACGAGAGAAAAGUAACUAAAGUACCACCCGUUAUGAAUCCUCUGCUGCUGGAAAGUGCAACUGCAUUAGCGGAGAAGAUUAGAACAAAAGAGGUUAAAGCUGAAGUAGUCGUACAAAGUUUUAUCGAAAGAUGUAAAGAAGUUGAUAAAAUCAUCCAUGCAAUAGUAGAAGACAGAUUUAAAGAAGCAAUAGAAGAUGCUAAACAAAUUGAUUUUGAAUUAGAGUCUUAUAAAGAUACUGAUGAUUUGAAAGAAACUAGACCAUUUUUAGGUGUUCCAUUCACAACUAAAGAAAGCAACAAAGCGGAAGGUUUAUUGCAUACUAUGGGAUUGAUUAGUCGUAAAAAUCAUCGUUCACAAUCAGAUGCAACAGUGGUUUUUAAUAUGAAAAAAGCUGGUGGUAUACUUAUUGCUAAAACAAACAUUCCAGAACUAAAUUUGUGGGUUGAAUCGAGAAACAAUUUAUACGGUCAGACAUGUAAUCCCUACAAUACAACCAGAACAGUUGGAGGAAGUAGUGGUGGUGAAGGUGCUAUUAUCGCUGCGUGUGGUUCAGCGAUAUCAAUUGGAAGUGAUAUUGGCGGAUCUACUAGAAUGCCAUCAUUUUACAAUGGAGUAUUUGGAAUGAAACCUAGUGAAGGAGUGACAUCUUUGAAAGGAAUUGGAUUAAGAACUGAAUAUUAUCCCGAAUCAAUGGCAGAGGCAGGUCCAAUCUGUAAAUUGGCUGAAGACUUAACACCGAUGCUAAAAGUUUUGGUAGGUGAUAAAAUAUCGAUGUUAAAACUAGAUGAAGCAGUGGAUGUAACAAAGUUGAGAAUAUUUUAUCAAAAAAGUUCUGGUGAUAUUAGAACAAGUAAAGUGUGUUCUUCGAUGCGUUCUGCAUUUAAAAGGACAAUAGAAUAUUUUGAAGAAAUAACUAAAACUCCUGCGACUAAGAUUAAAAUACCUGGAUCGGAAUAUAGUUUUAAAUUAUGGAGAUAUUGGAUGACUCAAGAAAAAGCUGACUUUAAGAAAGAUUUAACUAAUGGAAAGUCCCGUGCAAAUACAGUAGAAGAAAUAAAAAAAUUUAUAUUGAAUAAAUCCGAUAUAACAUUUGCCGCAUUACUUAAAUUAAUGGAUGAAGAUUUCCUUCCAAAAGAAAAUGCUGAAUGGGCUACAAAUCUUACUUCCGAGAUGCAACAAUAUUUAUUGAAUGUUUUAGGAAGCAACGGAGUCUUAUUUUAUCCCUCUGCACCAUUUCCUGCCGUUCAUCAUUAUUCUUCUUUUUUGAGACCAUAUAAUUUUACUUAUUGGGCUUUGUUCAAUGUUCUUAAAUUUCCAGUAUGCCAAGUUCCACUUGGAUUAGACUACGAUGGUUUGCCUGUGGGUAUUCAGGUAAUCGCAGCUCCAUACAGAGAUCAUUUAUGUAUCGCUGUAGCGAAAGAAUUAGAAACUGCAUUCGGUGGUUGGGUGCAACCACCUCAUUAAUCGUUUACGUUGAUUUUUUCUUUUUUUUCUUUUUCGGAUAAAUAUUUACAAUUGUUAUUUGGUUUAAUUUUCUUUAUAUAGAUCUU
Molecule: messenger RNA, 1757 nt
Organism: Polistes canadensis
Lineage: Eukaryota; Metazoa; Arthropoda; Insecta; Hymenoptera; Vespidae
Product: fatty-acid amide hydrolase 2-A-like
Exons: 10
Coding region: 52-1671 (539 amino acids)
Source: RefSeq, a predicted model, not a curated record